Molecule: messenger RNA, 2468 nt
Organism: Amyelois transitella
Lineage: Eukaryota; Metazoa; Arthropoda; Insecta; Lepidoptera; Pyralidae
Exons: 6
Coding region: 17-1375 (452 amino acids)
Biological process (GO): hemocyte migration; regulation of DNA-templated transcription
Cellular component (GO): nucleus; membrane
Molecular function (GO): DNA-binding transcription factor activity; growth factor activity
Source: RefSeq, a predicted model, not a curated record
CGGCCGCGUAGACAACAUGUUGCGUUCCUACGUACUCCUAAUACUACUCACGAACCGUAUCCGGACCGCGUACGUGACGGACCGGCCGUCGUUCGCCGAUAGACUGGACCAAAUCUAUGAGAAAUUGGAGAAAUUCACAGUAACACCGGUCGAAGUGACCAAAUCUCCUCGUGAAAAGUUGUAUGAGAAAUUGGAUAAGUUGAAUUCUUUGACUCCUGGUGGGUUUAGUGCUGACGAUGAAGAGCUCAUUUCCAGUAUUCAGUAUUGGGGGAAGCUGAACGCUGAACAGCUGGAUGGGGUGGUGAAGGACCUUCAGAGCGUUAGGGAGGAGGACGACAGGAUUGUGAUGAUGUACUCGCCGUACGGUGAUGGUGAUUGGAGUGAAGAGGACGAAGAAUACCCAAUGGACGACUUGUACAACGAUGAGGAACCUGAUCCCGCGUCGACCAGCAAACCUGUCGGGAUCACACCAUCGGCGUUCACGAGAAAAGAUGCAGAAUACAGAGAUGCUGAGUAUAGAGAGCUGCUGGUGUCGGCUGCUGAUCCCAUAGCGGCUACUAAUGAGAGGCCCAAGAUCUUGAAUAGCUCUUCGUUGACGCCCGCGGAACGCAACGCCCUCCGGCGGGCCAUCUUCACCAACAUGGCGACUGUCAUACGCACGGGCAAGUGUCACGACCCUCAACCUCGCUGGCUCAACGUAAGACAGCUAGCUCCUGCUGCUAACAUCGUUUACAUGCCCCCAUGCGUACUACUGCACCGUUGCGCCCCCGACUCCGGUUGCUGUCACGACGAGACCGAGGUCUGCGCGCCGGUCGCUGGAAACCACAUCUUAGUGCCUAUAUACCUGAAAAAAGCCAACGGCAGCAUGGAGCCAGCUCGCAUGAGGUUCUUCAACCACACCCAAUGCGCGUGCGUCUCCCAAGAGACGUUACAAAGCACUGUCCGGACUAAAGUGGAGACGCAACAAAAACGGGAGAGCCAGUACCGGAAGGAGAAUGACUACGGAGUGAAAGAGAGGCCGCCUACGCAGGAGCCCGAGUUGGAGAGAGACGAGCCUACUGCACCACCUCAGCUUAGAAGAUGCACCUGCCCAGCGCUAUUCAUGGCCAAAAUCACCGACAAAGGCCACUGCUCAUGCGUCUGCGAAUGGCCAGACUUGGUACGGAAACGAGACUGCCUCUCAAUGGCUCGUGGCCGCGAGCAUUUCGGUCUGAGAGACCGGGUCUGCGUCAUCAACGGCGACUGCACCCCUCCCACUUGUGAAUUCGGCUCCUUCGAGAGGAGUACGGGAAGGUGUCCCCCCUUAAAAAGGUACAGGAGGAGGUACCAUCACGGGAGAGCGAGGCUGUUGUUCGACAAGUCUAUUGAUAUGUAAUUUGUCUUUUUGUACGAUCAGAGGUUGGAGAAUGGAUAUUUGAUGUGAAGACUUCUAGUGUCUGAAUUGUAUCAUUAAGCCGAACGUGGCUUAGCAGUCUUCUCAAGACCGUUGGCCCUGUCUACUAUGUAAAGGAUAUAGACGUGAUUAUAUGUAUGCAUGUUUCUAGUGAGAUGGAGAUUUGCAUUGUAUGCAAAAUUGUAAAAAAUUGUUUGUUCAAAAAUUUUUCUUACGCAAACGUACAAUAUACAACCGUGUAAUAAAAAGCGAACCUAACAUAAAAAAUAAAAUAAAUCGUUUUGAUUUUUAAAAUGAAGUGAUAAAUAAUAAUCGCAAUGUGAUGGCACUGAUUAUUUUGACAGCAGGAUGUAAAUACAAUUUUGAUGUGAGUGCGACAGAGAUAGAAUCAAAUGUGUACUUGUGUUACUCCAAAAUCUAACAGCUAUCCUUUUUGGAUUUGACUUUGGGGUGUCUCACUUUGUACUAAAUGUUCUUAUUCGUUAUUUUUCUUUAAAGUCGCCUGUUACGGUGAGGGAAAACAUCUCGAGGAAACUAGAUACUCAGGCAACUGGAUGUGUCACCAAGAUCCAAGGAGGUCGGACAAGAGUCGCUUCGUAUAAAAAUCUGACUUUCCAAAUCUUGGAACCAUUGUCAAAGGCAUACCCCGGGCGGAGUCUCAGAGUGAUGAGAACUUACACAGAUGCAACCGGCGCUAACGUCGGGAGAAUAAUGAAUUAGAACCAGAUAUGAAUUUAAUGUGACGAUAUAAGUUUAUUGAGAAAAUAUCCUUACUUUGUGGCAGUUAUAAAUUCUCUGUCAUGUUUUAAUUUUUCGGCCUGACCAAGAUUUAAUUUCAAACUGAUUCAUAAUUCGGAUAAGUUUGAAAUAUUAUUUCACUUACAAUGUCUUUUUUUUAUGAAAGUUACUUUGCCUUUAAUAUUUUAAGAUAAAAUAUAGAAAAAAUGGUGCCAUAAAUGAGGAGUCAUUAUUAUAAAUUAAUCGUAUUAUUUUAAUAAUAAAUUAUUAUUUAGGUGCGUACUUAUUAUUUACUUUUAUUUCAGAAAAUAAUUAUGCAUAAUAUUCUUAAGUUAUU